AGUUGGGGCCGCCGCCCGCUGGUCCGCCGCCCUGCGCCAUGGCGGGCUGCGCGGCGCGGGCUCCGCCGGGCUCCGAGGCGCGCCUCAGCCUCGCCACCUUCCUGCUGGGCGCCUCGGUGCUCGCGCUGCCACUGCUCACGCGCGCCGGCCUGCAGGGCCGCACCGGGCUGGCGCUCUACGUGGCUGGACUCAACGCGCUGCUGCUGCUGCUCUACCGGCCGCCGCGCUACCAGAUAGCCAUCCGAGCCUGUUUCCUUGGCUUUGUGUUUGGCUGUGGAGUGCUACUCAGUUUUAGCCAGUCUUCCUGGAACCACUUUGGCUGGUAUAUGUGCUCCCUGUCAUUGUUCCACUAUUCUGAGUACUUAGUCACAGCAGUCAAUAAUCCCAAGAGUCUGUCCCUGGAUUCCUUUCUCCUGAAUCACAGUGUGGAGUAUACAGUAGCAGCUCUUUCCUCUUGGAUAGAGUUCACACUUGAAAAUAUCUUCUGGCCAGAACUGAAGCAGAUCACCUGGCUCAGCGCCACGGGGCUGCUGAUGGUGGUCUUUGGAGAGUGUCUGCGGAAAGCGGCGAUGUUUACAGCUGGUUCCAAUUUCAACCACGUGGUGCAGAAUGAAAAGUCAGACACCCACACUCUGGUGACAAGCGGAGUAUACGCUUGGUUCCGGCAUCCUUCUUAUGUUGGAUGGUUUUACUGGAGUAUCGGAACCCAGGUGGUGCUGUGUAACCCCAUCUGCGGCGUGAGCUACGCUCUGACAGUGUGGCGCUUCUUCCGCGACCGGACAGAGGAGGAGGAGAUCUCGCUGAUUCACUUUUUUGGAGACGAGUACCUGGAGUAUAAGAAGCGGGUGCCCACGGGCCUGCCUUUCAUAAAGGGGGUCAAGGUGGAGCUAUGAUAGGCCCUGGGCGGCCCAGGCCAGGCUGGGGCCCCCCCGCUCCAGGCAGCGUGGGAUGGAACUACUUCCUGUCGGCCAUGCUGCAGAACGGACUUUCUUAAAUCAUUUUGUGUGUCACCAGUGACUCUUCUGGAAUAUCACUCAAGAUCAAAUGGUCAGAAGGCCUUAGGACCAAAGGACCCCACUCCCACCCCGACUCCCACCUCCCCGCUGCCCGGAGCAGCCUGUUCCCGGGCUGCAUCAAGGUAGGACAUAGAUUAAAGGUGGACAAGAAGCAAAUAACCGCAGUCCUUGGCAGUGACCCCCGACGCGCCUGGGCAGAGCCUCGGCCACACUCCAUCCCCCACGAGGCCAGGGCUGUUAAGUUGUAACCCAGACCCUUGGGGAGAGGUGGGCUCACUCCUGAUGCUGAGUGAGGCUCCUGCAGCAGGAAGGGGUACGUGGGCACCAGUACUUGCUAGUGUUAGAAACCCAUUCAGAAUCCUUCCUUUGACCGAAACACACAAACAGCACAGCUUUAACCUCCCUGUUUCUGUCCUUAAGUGCAUGAGCAUCUCUACAAUUUUAAAGACACUUCCUUAUAAGGCACUUUGGCUCUUCAUAUAUCUCAUCCUGUUUACUUACCUGUUUUCAAAAACAGCAGUACGAACUCAGGGGACUCGCUUGGCGUGUGAGCCCCACCUUUCACUUGGCAGAAAGGCAGCACAGACACCUCCAGAUGACUCAGCUGCUGCUCUGUGUUACCAGGGCUCCCCGGGCCAGGGACACUGUGGGCCCCUGUGGCUUUCCUGGGUCCUGGCUCCUCCCAGAAGGGGGCUGUUACCAGUGACAGGCAUGUCAAAGGUGUGUCAUUUCUCCUUUAUCCAAAAAAAAUGCUUCCUGGACACCUGCUCUGUGCAAGGCAUUGUUAAACGUUGAGAAAUACCGCUCUCCGUUUACUUGGGGUUUUUUCUUAUUCUAUCAUAGCUUAUAUUUUUGUGUUUUGACUUAAAUCUGUUAACCAUUGAUUUCUAUGUUCUGUUCUCAAAAUUCCAUCGUCCCUAAUGCCAUUUCAAACUGUCUUUUCCAAAGGGGUUUGAGCAUAAACAACUAUGAAAUUCCAGCAAGCCAACUCAAAAAAAAUAGGGCAAAUAAUCGCAGCUGAGAUUUAGUCAGUGCUUUUGUUGUUCAAGUUCGGGAAGAUUGGCUUUACGAGUCAAACAUAUAAGCUUUGAGACCCUUGUUGAAUUCUGGACCAGAGAGCAACUUGCUCUCGGUGUGAAUUCCUUCCAUGCAGUCCUGCAGUGGCACCAACAGAGCGUGAAUCAGAGGUGGCAUCGGCCCCUGGCUGGAGUGCUGCCACGCCACGCCACGCCACGCCACGCGACGCGGUUUUCAAGGAGCCACUAAACCUUUCCGUGCCUAGACCUCCCCAUCUGUAGGAUGGGGUCAAUACCACCUACCUCGCAGGGGUCUUGUGAAGACUUAGAAGAACAAUGUCAAACGUUUUUACUACUUUGGUGACAGAGAUGACAUAAACGAAACCAGUAUUGCAUGAAUUACACAAAAAUGGACAUUUGACUCACUGUACCAGAUACCGGGAAUGUGUGUUCAAAAAAGCAUUCUACCAACUCGAAAUAUUAACUUAUUUCUAGAUUUCAUGGCCUAAUUAGUGUUUUUCAUCAUUAUAUAUACCAAAGAGGUUUACAGGUUCAUCGCUGACAGGUGUGACAUUUGCUGGUUUGAGGACCGGACAGAUUCCAGCCUCGGCCUCCUGAGGUCUCGCAGGCAGACAGCCCAGGCAGCAGCCAGGGUCUCGCGGCAGAUUCUUCUGGCGGGAACACUGCCCGGCGGGACAUCAACAUGCACUUACUGUGUUUGAGGACUUGAGUCAGUGCUAACCUUGUUCUGCAGACCACUCCUAGUGAAAUACACUCCCCUUCAUAGGAUUGCAAAACUGAGGAGGGUGUAGCUGGGGUUUUGGCGGCCACCCCCAGCUCUUUGAGGGAAAGUUCUUUCUUGCUGCAUCUAGCAGGUUAGGACCCAGCUUUCAUUACCAGUGGGGGUCGUGAAGUUGUCUCUUUAGCAGAUGGAGAGGAGCUAGUGACGACCCUGGCUUUGUGGACAGUAAGGCCGGAGGUGUUGGCCUCUGACGGUGUGUCCUUCCUCCGCCGGCCUGCCAGGCCUGGAGCUCAGGAGGCAGGCCCUGGUGUCGGCAGGGAGAUGCUGCUGUCACACCACCUGGGCUGGACGUGACAUUCUGCUCUGCUUGAAAGAGCAGUUCCACAAGCAAGUUCCCACCCUGAUUUGUAACCCAGGGCGGAAGUCCGCAAUUACUUGGGGAUCAGAGAUGAACUACUUAGGGGCAGGAUUUGGCAAGUGAUUGACUUUCAUCUAGCACUGAGAUCUUCAGGUUAUUUUUACCUUUAUAAGUUCAGCAGUGACAGCGCACAAGGAAGAGAAUCAGGUUAAUGGGGUACAGGCUUUUUGGGUAUUCCCGAAAGCUUACUUUGGGUAAAGGCCACAUCACCGGUCCCCUCAAAUUAAGAAACCGUCAGGAGAUUUCUUUUUCCAUUGCAGGUUUCAAAGCGGAGACUCUGAAAUGGAAAAUAGGCACUGCACAGAACAAAGCUAUUUUGAAGCAGUGCAAAAUGAAACACUUCACGAGGGUUUGCAGGCUGGGGCCGAGACCGGUGGUUUACUGAAACGAGGUUGUAGGUGAGCCUGGCAGAGGGCAGGAGGCAGCGCACCCCGCCGGCCCUUCAUUGUCAUAAACUGCUGCAUAAACCUACAAAGUGAACUUUAUCAAUCCCUUCCACUUGUUUAGCACUCUGGGUGAUUAACAUGAUGGGGGAACGUCGCUAAACCCACCGGUCGUGUUGACACGUGAGGUUCCGUAGGGUCUCGACUGCAGCUCCGUUUGGUCGCAGCCCCUCUGUGACAGGAACAGUGAACCACUGUCCCUUCUCUGCACUUUCUUACUGCCUUAGAUAGUUGUGCCCUCCCUCUGUGUUUUGCUUCUGCAGUGACUUGGUGAGGCCAGGCGACCCCAGCCUGUCUGGCAUGGUGCGAGAGGCUUGCUGUCUGUGCCCCGCUGUGGGGGCCUGACGCCCUGUCCUGGGCUCGGUCCCAAGCGCUUGCCCCUGCAGGACUGUCCCGUAGCUUAGGCUAGGAGAGUAACCUAAUGGGGUAAUUACUCUUCUUUUUACAUGCAGAAAUGUUUAUUUAAAUAUUGGAUUUUCUUUCACAGAAAUUAUUUCCAAUGCUUAAAUAAAGCUGUACUUGAUUUCA
Aethalodelphis obliquidens (Pacific white-sided dolphin) is the source of this 4163-nucleotide messenger RNA. It is a transcript of the gene ICMT, whose product is annotated as isoprenylcysteine carboxyl methyltransferase. Gene Ontology annotation, cellular component: endoplasmic reticulum; membrane. Gene Ontology annotation, molecular function: protein C-terminal S-isoprenylcysteine carboxyl O-methyltransferase activity. The record is from RefSeq and is a predicted model, not a curated record. Gene Ontology annotation, biological process: C-terminal protein methylation. The coding region runs from base 39 to 893 and encodes 284 amino acids. The transcript is spliced from 5 exons. Lineage: Eukaryota; Metazoa; Chordata; Mammalia; Artiodactyla; Delphinidae.